AUGUUCUGGCGCUUCGGCGGGUAUGCACAGCUGUCGACGCUGGACAGCAUCCUCGACAAGCCUGACGUCACCGUCGAGGAGCUGCUGGACGAGUCGGACCUGAUCCAGGAGCUGAAGCAGCAGAAUUCGAAGCUCAUCGAGUACCUGCGCGACGAGAACGUUCUCGAACGGCUGCUGCGCUAUGUCACCGCCCAAAGACUGGCCGAAUCGCCGGGCGAGCCGCCUGCCGAAGGACUGAGCGAGGUCGGUAGUCCCAGCCGCCAAAGCUUCUUCGGCAAGGUUGCUGGACGCGCACGCUCGGCGUCCACAGCCAAGUCAGACGCGGGCGACGGAGAGGAGAGCAAGGACGAAAGACAGCGCAUGAAGUAUGCGUACGUCUCGUGCGAGAUUCUGUCGUCAGAGGUCUGGUCGAUAUCAGAGGCGGUGCUGGAGAACCAGGACUCGUUGAAGCAGUUCUGGGCAUACAUCAAGCAGCCUGCAACACUCGACCCUGUGCAGGCUGGAUACUUUACAAAGGUCAACGAGUCGUUGCUGGAUCGCAAGAUGGAGGAGAUGCUGGAUUUCUUCAAGUCGCUCGACAACGUUGUUACAGACAUGCUCCAGCAUGUAGACUGCCCCGUCAUCAUGGACUUGUUGCUUAAGAUCAUCAGUCUCGAGAAGAGCGAGGGCGGUCAGGGCAUCGUGGAUUGGCUGCAACAGCAAGACCUCGUACCCCGAUUGAUUGCUUUCCUCGGGCCCGACCACUCCACCUCUACACAAACAUCGGCUGGUGACUUCCUGAAAGCUAUCAUCACAAUAUCAGCAAACGCCACGACACAAGACCAGUCAGUGAUAGGGCCCAACGAGCUUACACGUCAGCUGGUCUCCGAGGCAUGCCUCAAGCAGCUGAUCGAAUACAUGCUGCGCGGCGGCAAUCCAUUGACUGUCGGCGUGGGCAUUAUCAUCGAGGUUAUCCGCAAAAACAACUCCGACUAUGACUUGGAGAAUCAGAUUGGGCCCGUGCCAAAGAACUCGGACCCCAUUUACCUGGGCACCUUACUACGCCAGUUCGCGAACCACAUCCCACAGUUUAUGGAAUUGGUACACAGCUCUAGUAGAGUCGUUGUGCAGAAUGAUGGAACUACGGCGAUGAAGAAGCGGGAGCUGAAGACAGCUUUUGGAGAGAAGAUCGAGCCUCUAGGUUUCGACCGUUUCAAGACUUGCGAGCUCAUGGCUGAAUUGCUGCAUUGCAGUAACAUGGCUCUUCUCAACGAACGCGGCAGUGAGGCUGAGGUAAAGCGGAGGGAUGCUGAGCGUGAGCGUCUCAAGGCUGAAGGCAAGCUGACAUCGGGCAACGCUGGCAACCUUGGCGACUUCUCCACCAGUGUUGAUAGCCAAGGCUUCCACCACGCGCGCGCACCUUCGGUCGACUCGCCCGAUGAGAUCAAACCGCUACAGGUGCAGAACAACUCGGAAGACGACUUUGAGAAGGUGACUGCGCCAGAAGUUGCAGUUGCCUCUAUCGAGGCUACUGAAAAGGAGCAGAUUGGCGAGCCCCUGGAGCGUUCGCCCAAAACAGAUCCGAAGGUGUCGCCCGCUGAUAAGACGGGAGAAGGCGAUGGCGAGUUCGUGGACGAGCCACUGACACCACCCAAGGACGCAGCAUCGCCCACUCCUGCGACCCCACCGAAGCCUGAUGAUGCAGAGUCACCGACUUCGGCAGGGCUGACUUCCAAGGUUGGAGGCCUCGACCUGGACAAUGAUACUGUCAUGGGUGACAGAGACGAAGCUGUCGAGGAGCCUAAGGACGAGGUUAAGACAAAGACCACACCUUCUCUCCUCACCCAACAAUUAAACCAGACGUUGGAAGAGCCAGAGCCAGUCUCGCCGCAAGAUGUUGAGAAGCCUGCGCCACUAUUCGCGGGUAAGAAUCGCGAUAGCAACGCUGAGGCUACCAAGGUCGAUACUUCCAAGUUCACGGCACCCGCAUCAGAGGACACUGCCGAGGCAACACCUAUUGACGAUACAUCGAGUGUGCGCUCGGUCGUAUUUGGAGGCGGAGAGCACGCUGAAGACCAGCUGUACGUGCUCGACAUCGACGGAACUCCUGUCGUCGGCGACCUUCUCAAGAUUACCUUUGUUGAGAACAAGGUUGUGCCAACCAUUCUUGACUUCUUCUUCCGGUUCCCGUGGAACAACUUCCUACACAAUGUUGUGUACGAUGUUGUACAGCAAGUGUUUAACGGCCAGAUGGAGCAUGGCUACAACCGAUCGCUAGCUAUCGAUCUGUUCCAGACAGGGAGAAUUACCGAGAGGAUCGUUGAAGGUCAACAAGCCAGCGACAAGGCUCAGCAAGAGACCCACAUGAGGCUCGGCUACAUGGGCCACCUCACUCUGAUCGCAGAGGAAGUACUCAAGUUUACCGAAAGACAUCCCACAGAGAUUCUGUCGCAAGCGGUUGUCAACAAGGUUCACAGCGAGGAAUGGAUACACUACGUUGAGCACGUUCUCUCAGACACUCGCGAGAGGGACAACGCAAUCCUUGGUGGUGUUCGACCAGACAUGAGCGUUGGCCCUAGGCAGGCUGUGCUGAACGCAGUGAACGCCGCAUCUGGCUUCGGUGGAGACGGCGGCCUUUCGAACGCCAGCAUCGGCAAUAACGGUGCCGUCGGUCUCGACAGCAUGGACCUCGCUCAACAAGGUGACACCGGAGGUGGUGGGUACACCUUCAGUGGUGGCUCCUUGCUCAGCGGCUUUACUAACUCGAGUGACGAAGAAGAUGAAGAUAUGGAGGACGAUGAUGCCAAUAGGGAACGACAGGGGCCUGUCGACGACUCCGAUCAAGUGGGUGAAGUCUCAUUUGACGAUGCUGAUAUGGACUACCGAUAA
This is a messenger RNA of Didymella exigua CBS 183.55, 2868 nucleotides long. Its product is annotated as extragenic suppressor of kinetochore protein 1. Gene Ontology annotation, cellular component: cytosol; nucleus. NCBI's taxonomy places the organism in Eukaryota, Fungi, Ascomycota, Dothideomycetes, Pleosporales, Didymellaceae. Gene Ontology annotation, molecular function: protein phosphatase regulator activity; protein phosphatase binding. The transcript has 3 exons. Bases 1 to 2868 code for a protein of 955 amino acids. The record is from RefSeq and is a predicted model, not a curated record.